This is a messenger RNA of Clonostachys solani, 1251 nucleotides long. NCBI's taxonomy places the organism in Eukaryota, Fungi, Ascomycota, Sordariomycetes, Hypocreales, Bionectriaceae. The record is from the annotation of a GenBank genome assembly.
AUGACGGAUCUGGCAGGUCGCAAGGUCUUCAAGGUCUUCAACCAGGACUUCAUCGUCGAUGAGCACUACACCGUAACAAAGGAGCUCGGCCAGGGCGCUUACGGUAUUGUCUGCGCCGCCGUCAACGGUCAGAGCAACGAGGGUGUUGCCAUCAAGAAGGUGACAAAUGUCUUCAGUAAGAAGAUCCUCGCCAAGCGAGCGCUUCGCGAGAUCAAGCUGCUGCAGCACUUCCGCGGUCACCGCAACAUCACUUGCCUGUACGAUAUGGACAUUCCCCGACCGGACAACUUCAAUGAGACAUACCUCUACGAGGAGUUGAUGGAGUGUGAUCUGGCUGCCAUUAUUCGAUCCGGACAGCCCCUUACCGACGCCCACUUCCAGUCCUUCAUCUACCAGAUCCUCUGCGGUCUCAAGUAUAUCCACUCGGCCAACGUCCUUCACCGUGACUUGAAGCCAGGUAACCUUCUGGUUAAUGCCGACUGCGAGCUCAAGAUUUGCGACUUUGGUCUUGCCCGUGGUUUCUCGGUCGACCCCGAGGAGAAUGCCGGAUACAUGACGGAAUACGUGGCUACUCGAUGGUACCGUGCUCCCGAGAUUAUGCUGAGCUUCCAGAGCUACACCAAAGCUAUUGACGUGUGGUCUGUUGGCUGCAUUCUCGCCGAGCUUCUCGGUGGACGACCCUUCUUCAAGGGUCGUGACUACGUUGACCAGCUCAACCAGAUCCUCAACAUUCUCGGUACUCCCAACGAGGAAACCCUCUCUCGCAUCGGAUCCCCUCGUGCCCAGGAAUAUGUGCGCAACUUGCCAUACAUGCCCAAGAAGCCCUUCCCCGCCCUAUUUUCCAACGCCAACCCCGACGCACUUGACCUUCUUGACAAGAUGCUCGCUUUCGACCCCUCAAGCCGUAUCAGCGUAGAGCAGGCCCUCGAGCACCCUUACCUCCAGGUUUGGCACGAUGCCUCCGACGAGCCAGACUGCCCAACCACCUUCAACUUCGACUUCGAGGUCAUCGAGGACCUCGGUGACAUGCGCAGGGUGAUCCUGGAUGAAGUUAUCAGAUUCCGCCAGCUCGUUAGAACCGUCCCUGGCGGUGGCCAGCCAGGCGCUGCUGGUCAAAUCCCCGGGGCGGGCCAGGUGCCUCUACCACAACAGGGUCAAUGGACGGCCGAUGACCCGCGACCCCAGGAGUACCUCGGCCACGGUGGUGGUCUUGAGCAAGACCUCCAGGGUCUGGAUGGAUCAAGGAGGUAA